Clonostachys rhizophaga is the source of this 597-nucleotide messenger RNA. The record is from the annotation of a GenBank genome assembly. NCBI's taxonomy places the organism in Eukaryota, Fungi, Ascomycota, Sordariomycetes, Hypocreales, Bionectriaceae.
AUGGCCAAACAGCUCCUCUUCCUCGCUCUCCUAUAUGCUGUCCGCAUAGAGGCUUCGCCAGUAGGGCUGGCCAUCUCAACUCCACUGCCCCAAGUGACCUCAACCACCUUACCUCCGGCUCCCACCCCUCCCACAAAGCCAGCCUUUGAUACGGCCACUACUGAUCCCACGGGCCUGCCUCCCACACCUACAUCAGACGACUGCAGUACCCGGACCGUCUGCGUCGACGGCAUCAACGAGUGUGGUGAACCAUGGGGAACCUGUAUCCCAGACUGCCAACCUUGGAACAUUUCCACACCUCCCUGCUCAACAUUCACCCCGCCCCCCAUGUGCACCGACAGCGAGCCAGGCCAGGGAAUCUGGCUGUGCAAGGACUUCAUCGACCCCUGCCAUCAGAUGUACGGAGGGUGCUACGACGUGUGCAAGCCUGAGCCCUCUUGGUACACACCACCCUGUGACAAGCCGUGGCCGACGGACGGUAACCUCUUCGCGCCUGAGCCCACGCCGUGGGAGCCUAGUGAGGUCCAGCCUGACCCGGAUACUGGGCUGUGGGAUGGGCCGAGACCGAUGCCGAUGCCGAUGCCUUUGUUGGAAUAG